GGCGGGGCGACCGCGGGGUUUUCCGCCGCCGACGUGCUUCCGGCCUUAAAGGGAUUUCGCCCUUCCCUUUAAGUCGCACCGCCCCUCCUCAGUUACUCUCAAGAUGGCGGACCUACUGGGCUCCAUCCUGAGCUCCAUGGAGAAGCCGCCCAGCCUCGGGGACCAGGAGACCCGGCGCAAGGCCCGAGAGCAGGCGGCCCGCCUAAAGAAACUACAAGAGCAAGACAAACAGCAGAAACUGGAGUUUCGUAAAAGGAUGGAGAAAGAGGUGUCAGAUUUCAUCCAAGACAGCGGGCAGAUCAAGAAAAAGUUUCAGCCGAUGAACAAGAUAGAGAGGAGCAUUCUACAUGACGUGGUGGAAGUGGCCGGCCUGACAUCCUUCUCCUUCGGGGAAGAUGAUGACUGUCGCUACGUCAUGAUCUUCAAAAAGGAGUUUGCACCCUCAGAUGAGGAGCUGGAAUCCUAUCGCCGCGGCGAGGAGUGGGAUCCCCAGAAAGCAGAGGAGAAGCGGAGGCUGAAGGAGCUGGCCCAGCGGGAGGAGGAGGAGGCGGCCCAGCGGGGACCCGUGGUGGUGAACCCUGCCAGUGACUACAAGGACAAGUACAGCCACCUCAUCGGCAAGGGAGCAGCCAAGGACGCAGCACACAUGCUGCAGGCCAACAAGACUUACGGCUGCGUGCCCGUGGCCAACAAGAGGGAUACCCGCUCCAUCGAAGAGGCCAUGAACGAGAUCCGCGCCAAGAAGCGUCUGCGGCAGAGUGGGGAAGAAUUGCCACCUACCUCCUAGGCACCCCACCCGGCUUCCCUUUGACCCCUGGGGGCAGGACAGGGGACAAGAGGGACAAGGCUGCUGCUAUUAGAAUCCAUCUUACAGCCCCACCUCUGAACCACCUACUGUCAGCUGCCACUCAGGCUGGGGGGCGCAGGUGUUGAACCUGUCACUAUGGGAGCUGGCGUGUCAGUGGUGUGUAUGUGUGUGUGUGUCUGUG
Ochotona princeps (American pika) is the source of this 989-nucleotide messenger RNA. RefSeq names its product sperm associated antigen 7 (gene SPAG7). Lineage: Eukaryota; Metazoa; Chordata; Mammalia; Lagomorpha; Ochotonidae. The record is from RefSeq and is a predicted model, not a curated record. The coding region runs from base 104 to 787 and encodes 227 amino acids. The transcript is spliced from 7 exons. Gene Ontology annotation, molecular function: nucleic acid binding.